Molecule: messenger RNA, 486 nt
Organism: Rotaria sp. Silwood1
Lineage: Eukaryota; Metazoa; Rotifera; Eurotatoria; Philodinida; Philodinidae
Source: the annotation of a GenBank genome assembly
AUGAAUGUAUUAUUAAAGUUUUUUGCAGCUGGUAGUUAUGCUAUUAUUUAUAUAUAUGUCAAUGAAUUAAUUCGAACAGGAAUAAGAAAUACUGGAAUGGGUAUUUGUUCAAUCGUUGCACGAAUUGGAGCAAUUGUUGGAACAACAAGCAAUGAUAUUUUAACUCGACUCUGGAUUAAUCUACCAACCGUUUUGUUUGGUAUUUUAUCACUUAUAGCAGCUUUUCUUGUUUUAAUGUUACCCGAAACAUUAAAUAGAACAUUACCACAAACAAUUGAAGAUACUGAACAAAUGGGUUUAACUUGGUAUGUAAUUAUUAUAUUAAAAAUAUUUAAAAAAACUUUUCAAAAUAAAUUUAUUACUUGUAUUCGUGACGAUCAACGAACUUCAGAACAGGAAGGACAAAUUAAUAUUAAGAAUAACGAUCAUGAUUUAAAUGAAGAUCGAUUAUUGAAUGAAAAUUUAAAAGGAAUUAAUGAUUCUUAA